AUGUACCUCUUCUACAAGACGGUAACACCAACUUACCGGAAAACUGCUGCAGGCAGGUGCUCCUACAAGUCUGACAACCGCCCGGCUUUAUCAUCGUGCAGAAGACACGCGAGCAACGAGAGCACUCGGUUGGUGAAGAGUUGGGUUGAGCAGCAAGCGUCCUUAUCGGUACUGCCGAGAGGCAGCAGGCACACCAACCGUGUUCAGGGCCUGUACAGCGUUGACAAGGCGAAGAGGAGGGUUCAAGGAGGCAAGGGAACAUUCGCAGCAGAGGUUGUGAGCACGGGCGUGUAG
Protopolystoma xenopodis is the source of this 294-nucleotide messenger RNA. Lineage: Eukaryota; Metazoa; Platyhelminthes; Monogenea; Polystomatidea; Polystomatidae. The record is from the annotation of a GenBank genome assembly.